AUGCCGGCCGCCGUCCAUGACAGCCCGAGUCGCACCGCCCACGAGCACUCGCCAUCCCCUGCCCCCGCCCCUCCCGUAGCCGACUCGCCCGGCCCGCGCGCGACAGCCCUACAGAACAUCUUCGCCCAAGCCCUCGACGCGACAAUCAAGCGCUGUUCCUACGCGAACUUUGCCGCUUGCUUCCCGACCCCUGCCCAAUAUGUCCCGGAGAACCUCGAUGCUUUCUGGCGCGACUUUACCGGCCGAGUGGGAGAUGCUGCCAGGAACAACUUCGACCAGAUCCUUGCCUCCCGCAAUGUCAUCCAGUCUUUGAACUCUCUCGACACCCUCGUUCAGGACGCUAAGAAGUGCAAAGACCGCGCAGAGGCAGAGGCCAACGGCGCCGCUAUCGAGCCACCUACCCCACCACAUACAUUGCCCGCGCAAACACUCGCUCUUGCACACCUCCAGCCUUUCCUCUCCUCCCAAGCCGACACCCUCGGAUCGCAGUUGUCGACCACCCAGAAAGCGAACACUCAGCUGUUGUCAGAGAUACAGGCUCAACGUGCCGAGCUGGCGGCCUUAAUGGGCGGACUUGAGCACGUAGUCAAAGACCUAGAGGGCAGUGUGAGCAUGCUUUCUCAAGAUGAAGUGCAGUCUCUCACCCAAGAGGUCCUUGAAAUUGAUAACGAGCUCAUGGGUUGA
Molecule: messenger RNA, 684 nt
Organism: Diplodia corticola
Lineage: Eukaryota; Fungi; Ascomycota; Dothideomycetes; Botryosphaeriales; Botryosphaeriaceae
Product: mind kinetochore complex component nnf1
Exons: 3
Coding region: 1-684 (227 amino acids)
Biological process (GO): chromosome segregation
Cellular component (GO): MIS12/MIND type complex
Source: RefSeq, a predicted model, not a curated record